Molecule: messenger RNA, 2307 nt
Organism: Prunus dulcis (almond)
Lineage: Eukaryota; Viridiplantae; Streptophyta; Magnoliopsida; Rosales; Rosaceae
Exons: 8
Coding region: 1-2307 (768 amino acids)
Molecular function (GO): helicase activity
Source: RefSeq, a predicted model, not a curated record
AUGGCCUCCUUCUUUCCCAAAUUUCAGAAACUGUCAACCUCUUCGUCUCUCUCUCUGCCUUCAGCUCCGCCUCCUACCCCGGUGGAUUUGGACCGCACCGCCACAAGGGUGGUACCCCAGAGCUCCCCCGCCGUCACCGUCGAGCCAGCCGCUGCAAUUUCUUCGAUGUCAGACCUGAUUACACGUCGUAGGGCUGUGACGACCACGCAGGGUUCGGAGCCCCCGACUCAGCCUACAGCUGCUGCCACUGCUGCAGCAUCUGCUGCCACUGCGCCAGCACUGAUGGACCACUUGGCAGUUGGACCUGCGGGGUCCCAGGCGCCUGCCUCAUCAGCGUCAUCAGUGGCGCAGCCUGUUAGCGCCAGGCAGCGUCAUCGGCCCGCCAGCACCACCGACGCCACAUCCACUGAUGCGUCGGGGUCACAGCCAGGUUUGCUUGAGGAUCCACAGCAGAAGUACUCAACAAGGGAUGAUGAGAAUGAUUUUCAGACCUUUGAGGAGUUUGUGAAGGAAAAACUUAAUUCAGUUGGUGAGCAUGUGGAGUUUUGCAUGGUAAAUUUGUACACUCACUUACCAACUUCUUGCAUUUCACUAGAGGUUGUGACUGACAUGAUUGGAGCUCUGGAUUUGCUCAAUUCUCUUAAAUCUUUACUGCGUGAGGUUGGUUUUGCUAAUGAGAGGUCACAAUUAGUUCUAAAAGAUUUUCUUCGUAAACUGAGGUCGCUUCGUAAAUUUUGUGUUCCUAAUUUGAAAAAGUUGGAGAAAAUAAGGAAAUUCUGCUUGGCAAAUGCUUCCUUAAUAUUUUGCACCGUGUCAAGCUCUGCUAAAUUGCAGACAGAGGAAAAGGCACCCCUGGAUUUGUUAGUGAUUGAGGAAGCUGCUCAGCUUAAAGAAUGUGAAUCAGCAAUUCCUUUGCAACUACCGGGUCUUCGCCAUGCUGUUCUCAUAGGAGAUGAGAGGCAACUCCCUGCUAUGGUUAUAAGCAAGAUCUCCGAGAAGGCUGGUUUUGGAAGAAGUUUGUUCGGAAGACUUCUACUGUUGGGACAUGAGAGGCACCUUCUCAAUGUCCAGUAUAGAAUGCAUCCAUCAAUCAGCUUAUUCCCAAAAAGGGAGUUUUACAACAACCAGAUAUUAGACGGUCCAAAUGUCAAGCAAGGAAGCUAUGAGAAGUGCUUUCUUUCGGGAAAAAUGUACGGAUGCUAUUCCUUUAUAGAUGUAGCCAAUGGACAAGAAGAAUUUGAUCGCGGGCAUAGUCGGAAAAAUAUGGUUGAGGUUGCUGUGGUCUGUGAGAUUGUUGCAAGCCUAUACAGAGAAUUUAUUCAAACAAAAAAGAAGGUUAGUGUUGGGGUAAUAUCACCUUACAAAGCUCAAGUUAAUGCAAUUCAAGAGAGAGUCACAGAAUACAGUGAAGUUUCUGGCACUGAUGGAUUCUCUGUAAGUGUGCAAUCUGUUGAUGGAUUCCAAGGUGGUGAAGAUGAUGUGAUAAUUAUCUCCACAGUCAGAUGUAACGAGGAAGGAUGUGUUGGUUUCAUUUCCAAUCUUCAAAGAGCAAACGUGAUGCUAACGCGUGCAAGGCACUGUCUUUGGAUUUUGGGCAACGAAGCAACUUUGAUUAGAAGUAACUCUAUUUGGAAGAAGCUAAUUCUUGACGCAAAGAAACGCAAAUGUUUUUAUAAUGCCGAUGAGGAAAAGAACUUGGCUCAGGCCAUUGCAGUUGCCCUCAUGGAGCUUGGCCAAGUUCAUAUUCCACUUAAUUCUGACUCUCUGCUGUUCAAAAAUGCCAAAUGGAAGGUUUGCUUCACCAAUGAAUUUCAGAAUUCCAUACAAAAGAUUAAGGACACUGAGAUCCAUCGGGAAGUGGUUUCCUUAUUAACAAAGCUCGCCAAUGGUUGGCGCCAAUCUCGCAAGAAUAAAAUAACUAUAGUCCAUGGGACUUGUGCUCAAGUGUUACAGAAGUACAAAGUUAAAGGGCUGCUGAAUCUCAUUUGGUCUGUAGAUGUUCUCCAGGAGAAUUCAGAUUAUGUCCAGGUUUUGAAGAUUUGGGAUGUUCUUCCAGUUUCUGAUACUCCCGAACUUGAUAAGCGGCUUGAGAACAUGUUUCGUAGCUAUACAACCGCUGAGAUGAACAUUUGCCUGCUCAGAUGUGUUGAUGGAGACGCAGUUGUCCCAAUUAGAAUGCCGGUGGAUUCGAGCAGCUCCCAUGAGGCUGAGGCUGAUCCUGUGCAGGUUCUUUCAAAACCAUUAUCUUCACUCAGUCUAAAAGAUGAGCCCCAAACAUCAAGCAGUGAACCACAGAGUCAUAGGUGA